Molecule: messenger RNA, 2248 nt
Organism: Chelonoidis abingdonii (Abingdon island giant tortoise)
Lineage: Eukaryota; Metazoa; Chordata; Testudines; Testudinidae
Gene: BOK
Product: BCL2 family apoptosis regulator BOK
Biological process (GO): regulation of apoptotic process; release of cytochrome c from mitochondria; intrinsic apoptotic signaling pathway in response to DNA damage
Cellular component (GO): mitochondrial outer membrane
Molecular function (GO): BH domain binding
Source: RefSeq, a predicted model, not a curated record
CAAGAGGCUUUCCUUUCUCUGGCUGCCCCAUUCUCUCAAAAACAGCAGAACAAGUGGUAGGAUCAUACUAGAGUGCAGACGGGAUGUGGAGGCUGCCAGAGAUGGGGAGAGAAUAAAGAACCAAGCAAGCAGUUGCGCUCUAGCUCCAGCAGAGGAUGGGAGCAGAGAAUCAUUAUAAUCUUUAAAAAGAACGAGGAGUACUUGUGGCACCUUAGAGACUAACACAUUUAUUUAUAAUCUUUAUAAAUCCUAAAAGGAUUGUUUGAACCAUUUCUUCCAAAGAAAUAUGAGAAGCAGCUGAAACGGACAAAAGAUCAUUGAAAGGAAGGAAAUGCAACAUGAGAGGUAAAGCUAAUGAAGGUUAAUUGAAGAACUUUUCUGGGAACUGUGACGAAUCACGAGCCCAGUGCAUUAUUUCCCUUAAACAAUAGCUACAGAUUCCUGUCAAAGGCUUCGGGGCAGACUUCAGAUAGGCACACUCUGAGUCAGUGAAUUCAGCUGUCAGGAAUGGAGGUGCUACGCCGUUCCUCGGUCUUUGCUGCGGAGGUGAUGGAGAUUUUUGAUCGGUCUCCCACCGACAAGGAGCUGGUGUCCCAGGCUAAGGUGCUCUGCAGAGACUACAUACAUUCCCGGCUGCUUCGGGCUGGCAUUGGCUGGAGCAAACCAGAGCACAGUGCACCCAUGCCUGGCGGCAGACUGGCUGAGGUGUCCAGCGUGCUUCUGCGACUAGGGGACGAGCUAGAAUACAUCCGACCAAAUAUUUACCGGAAUAUCGCCCGGCAGCUGAACAUCUCACUGCACUCCGAGACCGUGGUAACUGAUGCCUUCUUGGCAGUAGCGGCCCAGAUCUUCACGGCAGGCAUAACAUGGGGCAAGGUCGUGUCUCUCUAUGCUGUGGCUGCUGGACUGGCUGUGGACUGCGUCAGACAGGCCCAGCCAGCAAUGGUGCAUGCCAUUGUGGACUGCCUGGGAGAGUUUGUCCGCAAGACCUUGGUGACGUGGCUGAAGAGGAGAGGAGGCUGGGCAGACAUCACAAAAUGUGUGGUGAAUACUGAUCCCAGCCUUCGCUCCCAUUGGCUCGUGGCUGCCAUUUGUAGCUUUGGUCACUUCCUGAAGGCCAUCUUCUUUGUGCUGUUACCAGAGAGAUGAUUCCAGUCACCAAAUGCGGCCCCAAGCCCCAACUCCUCCCCCACCCAGAAGCAACAGUAACCAUAGACCUGUUUGAUGCUGAAGAGGAGGAAGAGAAGAGAGGCUGGGACCAACAGACACAUUUCUCUCCUCUCCCUUCAGCAGGGAGCAGCUACCCAACUGUAAACAUCCUUUCCUCUAUGACAAGAGGCUUCUCUCACACUCAGAGUAAUCCUUUGCAGCCCUUGUUCUCCUUGGUGACUUCUACAUGGCCAUGUCAAAGCCCAUCCCAGGGCAGACUGAUGGGCUAAGCUCUUACUUGUGCGUGGUGUGGAUAUUCAUACAUGUAUUUAUUUUCUGGUCAUGUCACACACUUGCACUUCUGUAUCAGGGAAACUGGGGGGACAUGGAGAUUGCAUCAGAGGAAAAAAAUGUGUCCCUCACUUGAAAGAUGGAUUGUCCCUUUAAUUCCCAUAGUCCUCUUUGUUAGGCUCUUCUCAGUAUAUCAGUGGCUAACGCAGUCUUCACCUCUGUACCAAGUCUGACCAUUGUGCCCUUGUGCAUGGUACAUUGUGGUUGUGGGGAUACCUUUGUAGGCUGUGAAGUGGUGAAUUAUUGACUGAGCUGCCCUCUUCAGCUGAUGCCCCUGCUAAAGUAAUUUACAAACAGUUGUGACUUUGGGAGUGUAAGGGCUACCAGAACAACUCAAUCUGGGGGAUACAGCAUGCUUUAACUGACCAACUUGCUGUAUUGUAACAAAGAAUUGCAAAGGGGACAGUAGGGGUAGAGACUGUUUAGAAAUCAGUCAGUGUGAUUUACACAGCUGAACAAAAUGAAGGGUGCAAAGCAUCACUUCUCACAUGACAGCUUUGUUUGAUCAUUAUAAUGAGGAUGAUUUUUUUCUCUAGAAGGAGAUUCAGAUGGAGCCAAAGAACAACAGCAUAUAAGUACAAUAUGGGGUGGGGGGAAUGUGGAGAGAAGUCAUUUGAGCAGCAUGUUGUGAAUCGGAAAGACUGUAUCAAGAGUGACAAAUGUUUCUCCUUUAGCAAAUUAUAAAGUCUGACUUGCAAUUUUAUCUUGUGAUUGACAAUAAAAAUAGAUGGAGUUUGGCUUCUGUGAA